Molecule: messenger RNA, 1107 nt
Organism: Paramecium tetraurelia
Lineage: Eukaryota; Ciliophora; Oligohymenophorea; Peniculida; Parameciidae
Exons: 3
Source: RefSeq, a predicted model, not a curated record
AUGAGAGGCAAUUAAAAAUAAUAACAAUAAGUUCCAAUACCUAGUUACCCAUUUCCUUAUUCAUUUUGGUCUUAUAAUAAUUUUGAAACAAAAGAGUUGGAAGCUUACUUAUCAUCUCAAUCCUAAACUUUGCAAACAUAAAUUCCCAAAACGUGCAUCCAAGAUGGAUAUUAAUAAUUAUGUAAAAUCUUAAAUCAGCAUCCGCAUCCUGUAUUACACGCCAAAUAAGCCAAACAAUAAUAACAAAUAACCAAUUUACUUGGCGAAUAAUCAAUUGAUAGCAUUAAAAACACUUCAGAGAUUACAUAAUUUUUGGUAUUCCAAAACACUCAAAUUGAUGCAAUCACAUUAAUUUUACUCUAGUUUUUAUGGCCUCUUUAUUAAAACCUAAAUGUCUUUAAAUUAUACAAUAUUAAAUUUUCUGAAACUGAAAUGGAAAUUUUAUAAAAAAUAAUUGAAAACAACAAACUCAUUAAGGUAUUUAUUGAGUAUACCAAUAUAAUUCCUCAAAUAAAUUGUCCAACACUUACCUAAUUAUAUUUAAGAGGAAAUUAAAUUACUUAAUCUAAAUUAAAUCAAAUAUUUUAACCAGGCACUCUUUAGGCCUUAUAAGUAAUUGAAUUGAGUGAUAAUCCUCUUGGAAAAGAUUCUAUUUAAAUCUUGGCCAAUUUUAUGAGUAAAAAGAACAGUGUUCAAUAUAUUGGACUAUCAAGAUGUGAAAUAGCAGCCUGGGAGGAUUUGAAACCUCUGAUAGAAACUAUUGGACCAGAAAAAUUGAAUGAAGCAAAAUUACAAGCUUAUAGAGAGUUAGAAGAAAAGAGAGAUAAGCAGAUUAAGGAUUAAUUGAAAGCAAAGAAGAAGGAAGUUGUUGCUGAAAUUGAAUUAGAACCACUUACACAAAAUGCAGAUGGAAGUUAUUCAAUCAUUCAUAAUCAGUAAUUAUAAAUUCUGUUUUUGGCUGUGAAUCCGUUCAAAGAUAGUGAUAAAGAUUAAAUUGAAAGGUUCAUUUAAGCAAAUCCAAAUGUUUAUGUUGUGCUGCAGGGAUGUUCAUUUGAAACCAAGACAAAAGAGAGACUUAAAAAGCGCUACAAUAAUAUCGUAUUUUGA